AUAUUUCUGCAUUUUACAUGCUUCUGAGAGGAAAAGAUGAGAAUAAAAUCUCUGAGAUACCUGUUUAACCUGAAGUGUGGAGUUAAACUGAUACAACUGCAACUUUCUGUUCUGUUCCGUAUGAGGUCAAGAUGUCCUUUAUGUCUUUUACCAGCAUAAUCGCCUGGAGUGUUCUUCCUGUGCUUCAUAUUAUUCAGGAUACCAGUUCAGCAGCUGAAAACAUUUCAAAGCAACAGAGAUUCCUACACAAAACAGUGCACCAAAAUGCCCAGCUGACCUGUGACUUUCCAGCUCACAGAGAGACCAUUACAAAGUUAAAUGCCUACUUGUUGAAAGGAAUUGGGAAAGUACAACUUUUUGAAGCAAAUUGGAACAAUUCCACAAUUUUAAUCAAGACAAACAGUUCUGGAUUAAGCUUGGACAUAAAUAUUGCAAAAGAAGAAAAACAUGCUGUGUUUCACCUGAGGGACUUGCAGGUCAUCCACACAGACAGCUACAUGUGCAAGAUUGAGGUGAUUGACCCGCCACCAUAUGAAACUGAAAGCAGGAGCAAUUUAAUUUAUGUGAAAGAACUUCCUCCGCUCCAAGAAAAGCUUAAUUACAUGAACAUGCCAAUGGCUAUUCCACUUGGAUUUUUUGUUUUCUACAGUCUGAUAAUCACAGCAGCCAUUUACUACUAUUGGCUGAAAAGCAAGAAGAAUAGGGCCCUUCAGAAUGACUAUUUCAGCAUGACACCCUGGCAAUCAAAUGGACCCAGGAAAAGGCCCCCUCAAAAUGGUGUUCUAACACGGAACUAUACUGCAUACCGUUAUUGGGAACCCUGAUGUCUUCUCUACAAUGGAAAUAAGAACAGCCUAGCCAUAGGCAAAACGAGACUGUUUUCAAAGAGUUGUAUCUUCUUGUUCAUAGAUCUAUGAAGGACAAAAGCUCUCUGUAAGUUAUGUUUCAAGCUGGAUAGGCAAAAGGAUUUUAGCAACAGUAGACUGGAAACAGAGAGAUGUUAGAUCCUCCCUCAGUGUUAAGCAAAUGAUGGUUCUAACUGCAUUUGUGAACUUUCUACUUUGGCCCUAACAGAAAGUUUAGACGGAUUAUAUCCAAACUCUGGAAAACAGUGGAGGUCUUUCUCGAUAUCAGAUAUCAACUGAAUACCAAAAUGCUGGUAUGCACAGGAUUCUAUGAUUAUAGCUAAGAUUAAAAGUGUGUUGCUUUGUUGGAUUCCAUUUCCUAUGUUAAUUAAAUGGGUUCAACAUAGGUUCAAACCCAUCUUCAAUGCCUGGAUAGCUUUGUGUGAGUCUCAACGCAGCCUAUCAUACAGAGUUGUUGUUGUUGUAGGAAAGGGGGUAUAAAACAUGUAUCUAGAAGCCACACUUUUUGCAUCCCUCUGAGCUGGUCAUCAUCAGCAACCAUAUUCUGGUCAUUCAAGCAGAAAUGGCACUCUGUAAACAUUUAAUAUAUUACAGGACAAUGGAUAUGUAAAUCCCCCUUUCUGUUAUAAGUCAGUAAUAAAAUACAUAACAUGACUAAAAUCCUAACAUCUCUCUGUCAUACUAAGCUUAUUUUAAUUCUGUCUUUACAAAUUAUAACCAAUUUUUAUUACUAAGUUAUACAAAUUACUUAGUAGAUCAAAAAUAAACCUCUGAGGAGUUGUUACCUUAAGAGAAUUGGCUGUGCAUUAAGUUUGGCUAUUCUUUAAGAAACAUCAAUCAAAAGGUAUAUAAUGCAUUCUCCAUCCCAGCUUAGCACAUUCAUAAUGGAUCUGAUAUAUAGAUGAUAUUUUUUCUAUGAAAGGAACAGUGCUCCAGUAUAUGCUUUGCUGACUCAGUCUCUUCCAGCAUAAUGUCAAAAGGUCCACUCAUACAGGAUUUUCAA
Molecule: messenger RNA, 1869 nt
Organism: Pseudonaja textilis
Lineage: Eukaryota; Metazoa; Chordata; Lepidosauria; Squamata; Elapidae
Product: T-cell-specific surface glycoprotein CD28 homolog
Biological process (GO): positive regulation of T cell proliferation; T cell activation; T cell receptor signaling pathway
Cellular component (GO): external side of plasma membrane
Source: RefSeq, a predicted model, not a curated record